Achroia grisella is the source of this 465-nucleotide messenger RNA. RefSeq lists its product as uncharacterized. The transcript has 4 exons. Bases 1 to 465 code for a protein of 154 amino acids. The record is from RefSeq and is a predicted model, not a curated record. NCBI's taxonomy places the organism in Eukaryota, Metazoa, Arthropoda, Insecta, Lepidoptera, Pyralidae.
AUGCACAUGGCUUCACGAGAACUGCUCGUUGGCCGCGACGUCGGCUUCAAUUCAAGCGCAAUUGAAGACAUUAUAUUGAAACUGGGAGAUGCCUAUAAAAUACGCAUAGUUUGGAACAAGAAUGCUGUGAUAGUGACCACAUUGUCUGCGGUCGCUGGAGGGCUCGUCGGUGGUUAUGCUGGGGGCAGAUUGGGGGCAGCGAUUGGUGCAGGUGUUGCAGGAGUCACUGGUUAUGGAGUCUACACAUAUGUCUCCUUGAGAGAGAUCUGGGAGACUAUAAAGCAGAAACUAAUGGAGUUACUCUACAUCGUGUACAAUUAUCUGCGGCGUUUGGAUGUUAACGAUUAUCGUAGAGCCUACGACGUAUUGAUGGCCUCCAGCAAACGGGAACUAGUCUUCAUAAUACUUGAAUUUAUCACACAGAAGUUGGACCUCCAGGUGGUGUCAAGAUUAACUGCGGCAUAA